CGAACAUUAGGUGGCGUUAGAAACGUAAUGGAAGAUGAUUUCUUAUCUUUGCAGAAAUAUCUCUAAAAAUCUUAUUAAAAGUAACCUUAAAUUACAAAUUAGAAAAAGUCAUGCGCAAUGGACAUAUCGAGCUCCUCAACCUCCUCCUGAAAAGAAAUUUGAGAUUUUAGCAGAGGUUGUCGGAGGAUUGGCUUGGUGGUGGAUUCUCUGGCAUUUAUGGCACGAUUGGGGUCAUAUUGUAGGUGAAUUUCCUUAUCCAGAUCCCAGUAAGUGGACUGAUGAAGAAUUAGGAAUACUACCUGAGGACGAAAAUUAAAAUACUUAAAUGUAGGAACAUUGUGUAGAUAUUUCUUUUAGGAAAAAGAAAUGUAUAGAAAUUAACAUAAUUAAAAUUUCUAGAUUAAA
Molecule: messenger RNA, 405 nt
Organism: Centruroides sculpturatus (bark scorpion)
Lineage: Eukaryota; Metazoa; Arthropoda; Arachnida; Scorpiones; Buthidae
Product: NADH dehydrogenase [ubiquinone] 1 beta subcomplex subunit 2, mitochondrial-like
Exons: 3
Coding region: 35-316 (93 amino acids)
Cellular component (GO): mitochondrial inner membrane
Source: RefSeq, a predicted model, not a curated record